Lipotes vexillifer (Yangtze River dolphin) is the source of this 490-nucleotide messenger RNA. RefSeq names its product RAB interacting factor (gene RABIF). The record is from RefSeq and is a predicted model, not a curated record. Gene Ontology annotation, cellular component: membrane; cytosol. The transcript has 2 exons. Gene Ontology annotation, molecular function: zinc ion binding; guanyl-nucleotide exchange factor activity. Gene Ontology annotation, biological process: post-Golgi vesicle-mediated transport; small GTPase-mediated signal transduction. Bases 78 to 449 code for a protein of 123 amino acids. Lineage: Eukaryota; Metazoa; Chordata; Mammalia; Artiodactyla; Lipotidae.
GAUCGCGCCUGCGCGGUGCGAAGAGGUCACCCUGAGACCGCGCCUGCGCGUCGCCUCCAAGGGCCCGUGUAGAGGCCAUGGAGCCCGCGGCGCCGCCGAGCGAGCUGGUGUCGGCGGAGGGCCGGAACCGGAAGGCGGUGCUGUGCCAGCGCUGCGGCUCCCGCGUGCUGCAGCCGGGCACGGCGCUCUUCUCCCGCCGGCAGCUCUGCCUCCCGCCCAUGAGGAAGAAGCCGGCGCUGGCCGACGGCGGCAGCCCUGAGGGCGACCUUCUGCAAGACCACUGGCUGGUGGAGGACAUGUUCACUUUCGAGAACGUGGGCUUCACGAAGGACGUGGGCAACAUCAAGUUCCUGGUCUGCGCAGACUGCGAGAUCGGCCCCAUCGGCUGGCACUGCCUGGACGACAAGAACAGUUUCUAUGUGGCCUUGGAACGGGUUUCUCAUGAGUGACUGCGGGGAGGGGACUCAGCUUCACCCCCACUAUAAAAGCU